Messenger RNA from Oncorhynchus gorbuscha (pink salmon), 2165 nucleotides. RefSeq lists its product as uncharacterized. The record is from RefSeq and is a predicted model, not a curated record. The transcript is spliced from 11 exons. Lineage: Eukaryota; Metazoa; Chordata; Actinopteri; Salmoniformes; Salmonidae. The coding region runs from base 453 to 1910 and encodes 485 amino acids.
UAGCCCCAAAAUGUGUACAACUUCAAAGUUGCUCAACUGUUGCACAGGGGAUCAACUACUGCAUUUGAAGACACUGCCACCUGCUGACAUGUGCCUCAAAUGUGAUUAUCAAAGAGUCCUCAACAGCCAUUUGAGUUAGACAGCUACAUAGAUUUGAUUUGACAGUUAUAAAUUACAUCCAGGGGGAAGAUACCACCAGUCCGGUCCCUUACACGCCUUUCUUGUGACGUAUUAUGCGCGGCCAUAAAACGGUGACCUAUUGUGACGUAACCAAGCAUCAAUUCGCUACAUGAACUGUGUUCAGCUUUGAUAUCAACAGUACAAUCUCUUUCUUCAAUCAGGUUGUUUCAGCUAAUCUUUUGCCGCAUAGUCUGCCCUAGCUGACGCUGUGCAGAGAAUACUAAGAUUGGAAACGGUUGGUUAGACCCGUUCGCACUGCACAAGAAAACAAAAUGGAUCGUAGUGAUGAGAGAAUCAGAAGAGCUUUAAGGCGCCGCCCUUAUGUGUUGAAUCCAGUGAGGGUGAACUCCCCUGAUUCUGUGAUGUGGCCAACCGGUAAGGUGCACAGAAGACCAAGGCCUUCUACUUCAGCGCAGACCCCUCAGAUCCACAAAAGGCCUCCAAUCAUUGAGAACUGUGGGCAGGAACAGACAUCUGGGGAUGGACGGGACAUGAAUUCAGAGCCUCUCAGCCAGUCUGGAAGGGUGACUCGGCUGAUGGAGAGAAAUUAUGAUGGGGUGAUCUCAUCCUCCAACUCUGAUGACAUCUCUAUAUACUCCUUCACUGACUGUGAAUCUGAGUCUGAUGAGGAUCAUGAAAGGAGGACACCACCGCUGAUAGUGAAGGAUAAGGAGGAUGGAAAGGUGACAAAGUUUGAAGUGAGGGAAAUGGUAGAGGACGACAAUCUGUCUCUCCACUCCUUGGAUGAUUCAGACUUUCUGAAUAUUGUGGCCAAGCCCAACAUCCUUCUCCCUGCCUCUGUGAGUGCCCUGAAGAAGGCAUCGCACCUGAUCGAGUUGGUCCCUACUGUCCAGCCCUGCAGGGAGCAGCUGGACAAGAAGACACAGUGGACCAACACCAACGAGGAGAGCCUGAGGAGGAUCAAAAAAAAACUGGCCUCCAUAGAGCUCGACCUGGAGGAAGGCCUGAACAAGGUCAACGACGGUCAGGACAUCAACCAAGAGAGGCAGAAGAAUGAGGGAUGCUUCAGAGCCUGGAUUGAGAAGUGGAUGGGGAGGAGGAAGGAGGAAAGACUGAGGGAUGAAGAUGUGAAUAGGCAAGACAAAGGGAGGAUGGGCGAGGAAGUGAGGGCACUGAUCCAAGUGAUGAAGAGAAACUGCAGUGAAAGUGAUCUUGAGGCAGUAAACCUGGACAGUUGGCUGAAUGACUUGGAAAGGUUGAAAGUGGCCUUCAAGAAAUGCACUGGAGAGAUGGCCGAAAUGAGCCCAGGGAAAGUCUCUGGUCCUGUGUCUGGCCUCUCUCCUCUUGUGACCUCAGCACCCCGGACCCUGGCUGAAGCCCUACAAGCCCUGCCCUCUGCUGUGGCCCGUCCCUCCCAAAAGGAUGUCCCAAAGCCUCCGACACCUCCAAGCCCUGUCUCUGUUAUUGUUGCUUCGCCUGCUGUGGAGUACUUACCAUACCACCGCAGCCCUCGCCUGGCCCCAAUCACCAACCUGAGUGAGAACGGCAGGAAGCUGCUCCAGAAAAUGUCAGGAGUGACGCCACAGGAAAGGAAGGUCAAAAGGAAAAAGACCAAGGGAAAAAAGCAAGUGAAGAAAGAGAAGGCCAGUAAGAUGCAGCAGGUGGAAAAUGUUGGAGAACGUAAGGAGGACAAGAAAGAGGAAAAGAAGAGUCUGAGGAAGAGGUUUCUCCAGUGGCUGCUGCCCAAACUGAGAUGUUCGAAAAAAUAAUGGCCAACUACUACUACAACACACGCACGCACGCACGCACGCACGCACGCACGCACGCACGCACACACACACACACACACACACACACACACACACACACACACACACACACACACACACACACACACACACACACACACACACACACACACACACACACUAUUGAUAUUGGUCUCAUUGUUAUAUUUUGAGACAUGCACCAUUUUUUUUAAAUAAAAAAAGACCCAAUAAUUAUAUUGGUUCCCAUACAGCCUA